CUUGUCGUGGGCGUCAUAACUUUGACGCAUUCGAUUCUGACGAAGAUGGCCGGGAGACCCUACAUCCACUUUCUCUUGCUAUGCCACGUAUUUUGUUUAUCUGGUUCUGUGGUCGCAAUUGAUGCCCCGCAGGAUCUAUGCUAUAGCAAGACAAACAGCUAUAUCGUAUCUUCAGGGUCCGAAUCCGACGGCAAUUGCGUGAUGGCCACUUUAUCAGAACGAAAAUCAGAAUCAUAUGUCGUCCAGACCGACGAAACGUUUCCUGAUGAGCCCCAGUCAAACACCAAGAAAUACACUCGAGUGCAAGAAGAUGUCACGUUAUUCCCAGAAAACAAUAAAGCGUCAGAAUCCAACAAUAAAGCCGGCGAUGGACAGUCCAACAGUAACAGUGGAAAUAGCGGCAACAACAAUAACAGUGGCAACGGUGGCAAUAGUGGGAACAGUGGUGGUAAAGGAAACCAAGGUGGCUCGAAAGGUUCCGGCUCUAGUGGCUCGUCAGGGCUUUCUACCGGUGCCAAAGCUAGCAUAGGUGUUGGAGUUGGACUUGGUGCUAUCGGUAUUAUUGCCGGGAUAGUUACAUAUUUCCUUCGUUAUCGCAAUCGAAUUCGGGGGUCCCAGAAUGGCAAAAAACAAAAGUCGCGAGAUAUUGAAGAACCUUCACUGACAGCAUACAUGUACAGCGCUCAAAGAAAGGAUAAUUCAGCCGAAAAUGUCAGGACCCCGUUGGUAGAAGCGCCAAAUUCGAUAUCGCUGGCUACUAUUGAACCACCCAAAGGAAAGAAGGAAGGUGAGAGUGAACAGCUGAGUGAGUUACCUGCAUGA
Molecule: messenger RNA, 822 nt
Organism: Talaromyces proteolyticus
Lineage: Eukaryota; Fungi; Ascomycota; Eurotiomycetes; Eurotiales; Trichocomaceae
Exons: 1
Coding region: 46-822 (258 amino acids)
Source: RefSeq, a predicted model, not a curated record